Messenger RNA from Blepharisma stoltei, 3784 nucleotides. The record is from the annotation of a GenBank genome assembly. Lineage: Eukaryota; Ciliophora; Heterotrichea; Heterotrichida; Blepharismidae.
AUGUCUAUGUAUAACGAAGCAACCCAAGCGAGCUUUAGAAGAUGAUCCUCGACAAAAGAAAGAAACUCUAACCGAGCAUCUAAUGAUUCGUCAGAGCUAAUAUACCAGCCCAUGCUUCUAUUCAAAACAAUGAGUACUAUAAAUAAUAAAGCAAUCAGUGAAGUUUCUGGGCUGAAAUGAGUUUCUCCAGACACAAAUUUUCAUGAUAGUUUUUUUAAAAACCUAAUAUAUUGCGAAAAAACUAAAGUAGAAGUUUUAAUCGCUGUAUCAAUGUACAAUGAAAACCUUAAAAGCUUCAAAGACACUAUUAAUGGGAUUUCUGAAAAUCUAGAUUAUUUUCGGCAAGUUGGAAUUCCUCCAGAAAAAAUUUGUGUCGUUGUUAUAGUAGAUGGAAUGAAAGCCUUUUUAGAAACUUAUAGUAAACAAAAAAGCUUUUUCCAGGAAUUUUUCAAUGAAGAAGAAAUUAAACAUUUUUUUAAGGUUGAAAAUUUAUUAGACUGCAAAAUACCUAAUCAAGCUGAUUAGAUUAGAUUAAAAUUAAAAUAGGUCUUUAGGGUUUAUUUCAGCCUUUUCCGCCUUCACUGACUUCAGGUUUCUCGUCCUAAGCAUCAGGCUACACUUACGCCUUUUACUAUCGACAUCACCAGAAAAUGCUGAAGUCAGCAUCUCUCAAGGACGAACCCAGGCACUUCCUUGGACAAUUCCUAGAGGUCAGCACUAUCUACCCGGAGAUGGGAGGUAGGAGAUGACCCAAUAUUUUCAUUCUGAUUUCUAUUAUCAUUCACACCACGAAGUGUGGAGCUGUCAUGCGGCUCUGGUCUACUUGUCUCUAAGUCGGGAAAAAUCCCUGUAGUGGUGUCCCACCAGGGAUAAAAAAAACCCUUGCCCGGAUACAAUUUUUAAGUCCCGUCCCUCUUAAAUCAAAAAAGCUCCUAGUAUAUAGAAGAAGGACAGGCAAGAUAAGUCUCCUUUUUAUUUGUGUCAAACUAAGCUGAAGAUGAUGAAUUUGCUCACUGCUUUAUGAAAAGCGAACCAUUUGGAGAUAGCCCGCAUAAUCUGCAAUUGAUUUUUUGCGUAAAGCAAGAAAAUAAAAGAAAGUUAAAUACUCAUCUGUGGUUCUUUGGAGGGUUUUGCGAGAUGUUCCAACCCAAGUAUGUGGUUUUGCUUGAUGUAGGGACUAAACCUCUGAGGAAAUCACUGCUUUAUUUAUAUGAAGCAAUGGAAACUGAUCCGAGAAUUGCUGGCUGCUGUGGAGAAAUUACAGUAAUGGAGCCUGAUUUUUGAAAUUUAGUGGAGAUGGCCCAAUUAGUAGAAUAUAAGCUAAUUCACAUCUUUGAUAAGGCUUUUGAAAGUGUUAUAGGUUAUAUCACAGUAUUGCCUGGAGCUUUUAGUGCUUACAGAUGGGAAGCUUUGCAAGGAGAUCCUCUUUGGGAACAUUAUUUUAAAUCUCUUUUCCACCCCGAAGAUAUGGAUCCUUUCCAUUCAAAUAUUUAUCUUGCUGAAGACCGAGUCCUUUGUCUUGCACUUGUAAGUAAAAAGGACUGUAACUAUCUUCUACGAUAUGUAAAAAAUUCGGUUGCGGAAACAGAUGUCCCUGAUGGGCUUUCUUCAUUAAUGGUGCAAAGGCGUAGAUGAAUCAACGGUUCUUGGUUUGCAUUGAUAGAUUCUAUUAGGAGAGCAAACACUAUUUAUGAAUCAAAACACAGCUGCUGCAGAAAACUGCUCUUUUCAUUUCAAAUGAUUUACUAUUUAGGAAUUGUCAUUUUUUCGUGGUUUAUGGUUGGAACAUUUUUUUUAUCCUUUGCAAUCGCAGUAAGGCAUUUUUUUAAUAAUUAUCCAAAUUUUAUUUGGCUUGGAGACUGACUUAUUGUUGCUUAUGUCACUAUUAUUAUAUAUACAUAAAAAUGGCGCUAACAGACUGGACAGCCCAUUGACAUAUUUCUUCAAGGCCAAUAGGCAACGGCCCGUGAAGGAAAAAGGUCAAAAAGAGGCCGGAAAACCUUUAUGCAUACUGACUGAUUUGGUUUUGUCAGGGAUUUAGGGUUUUACUUCCAGAGCCACCAUUGAAAAGGAUAGAACCAGCAAAAGCCCUCAACUGAUGAUAAUUUGCUCGAGCAGAGGCUCAAGAGACGACAUCUGCCUAACAAGAAAGGGGAAGUCUCGACCCAGGCGGCGGCCCUUAGGUUCCAGGACUUACGGAAGUCAAGAUGGUUGUGUGAACCCCUUGUCUGUGGUGUCAAGGAGGGUAUUGCUGGAUCCUAUCCCUAUUGAAUGAACAGCAUUUAGGGUGGAAAUCCCUGGCUCUGUCAAAUGCUAAGGCUAAUCUUAAUCUUAUCUUAAUAUCACUAUUAUAAUCAUAGUUUUUACUAUGUCUCUUGGAGUAAAACCUGGAAAAGCUGAACAUUCUUUCAAAGUUAUUUCAUAUUGCUAUAGCUUAUUCAUGGUUUAUACAGUAGCAAUGGUCGGAAUUUACAUUUUCAUUAAACUCCAAGAUUUUGAUUGAGUCCUUCCAGUACUUCUCAGCGGUGUGAGUAUGUUUAUUGUUAUUUUUAUGCUCAACUGUGCGCUUUUAACAAUUCUGAAAGGAAUCGUUCAUUUCGUUUUAAUGAUUCCUACCUAUGUAAAUAUGCUGCUUGUUUAUGCAAUUUGCAACAUCCACGACUGUACCUGGGGAAGCAGGCCAGACCAAAUGACUGCUGAAGAAACGAAAAAGCUUGAAGAAUUUGAAGAAUUCCGCACGAAAUGGGCUGUCAUUUGGGUAUUAUGCAAUGCAGCAUUUGCAUAUUACUUGAAUAUUAUAGAUAAAACUUCAUCAGAUGGCUCAUCAUCUAGAUGGUUUAUCUAUGCAGUUGGAUAUAUCGGAUAUAUCAUUAUGCUGCUAUAUAUAAUAAAAUAUGGCGUCUUCGUCUGGGCAUGGCCUCCCGGCCAUGCAUACUCGACUUAUAUUUUAUUUAUAUCCGGUAAGGUUUUACUACUUCAGAAAUGGACAGCAAUGCUAGGUAAGCAAUUCUGGUUGUGUUCAGAGCCUAGCCCAAGUCUAAAUUCAGAGGUGGUUUUUUCCUCGUGGGGAAGAUGAGCACGGAGGUUGGAAAGGGGAAGCCCAGCAGAGUCCUCUGGACCAAUCGGGCAACUCCCUAGCGUGAAGCUGGGCGUUACGUCCCAGGCUUUCGAGUUCUACCUUCUACCUACAGUCGACCAGAAAAAUCCAUUUUUUAUGGAUUUUCGGAAAGACAACCCACGUUGUGCGAAUUCCUUGUUUGAGGCAACAAGGAGGGUGUCCGCUGAGGCCUCACCAUAGGCGAAGAGCGUGAAGGGGUGCAAAUCCCGGCCCUGCAAGUGCGAACGGCUAAUCUUAAUCUUAAUCAUUAUGCUGCUAAGAUUUCUGGGAGCAACAAUUUAUUUGAUUCAAGAGUUCUGUUGCAAGAAAAGACUGAAGACCCUACCUAGUGUAGUACCUGCAAUUUCAAGAAGGGAAACUAAUAGACUCGAACGAAUUAGCAAAAGGAGUGAGGAUCGGAGAAGGUCUGAUAUGGAAAUUGAAACGAAUAUUUUGAAUAAGAGUGCAGAAAACAGUCACGACUUAGAAAAAUAUCCAUUAUCUGAUAUCGCAGGUAAAGACAGCUCUAUAUCUGUCGCUGACCAUGAAAAGAAAAAUAAUAAUUUGUCGGACACCAUAGAUGUUUCCAAAGACAAUAUUGAGGUUAAAGAAUCAGAUAUUGCCCAGAGCUCUAAACAGCGUAAAAAAACCUUUUUAGGUUAUUUAUUGCAAACCAGGAAGUCGUAA